Messenger RNA from Cynoglossus semilaevis (tongue sole), 2392 nucleotides. RefSeq names its product ring finger protein 32 (gene rnf32). The coding region runs from base 107 to 1120 and encodes 337 amino acids. The transcript has 7 exons. NCBI's taxonomy places the organism in Eukaryota, Metazoa, Chordata, Actinopteri, Pleuronectiformes, Cynoglossidae. The record is from RefSeq and is a predicted model, not a curated record. Gene Ontology annotation, molecular function: protein binding.
UGUCCUAUCUUGGCCAAUCAGAGGCGGUGUUGAGCCUCAUGCGUGAUGACGUAGUCAGAGGGCGGGCCGCUUCCACGGUGACCACUCUCAACAAUCCGUCAAUAGGAUGUCAACACGAAAGGUCCUGAGGUCCAGCAGCAGUACCAGUCUGCUGACCACCUCCGUGGCCUUCCAGGACCACAUCACCCGGAGCCUGCUGGGAUCUCUGGUCACACUGUCUGACCCUCUGUGGAAAUGCAGACGACCAGCUCCCAGAAUUCCACAGGCCGGAGGAAACGUGGAGGAGAGGCAGGAUCUGGGAGAGGAGAGAGAAUUUGUGCUGGAUCCUGCCCCCCCUCCGUUGACCUUAGCUCAGAAGAUGGGUUUGGUGGCAGGUCCAGCCCAGCAGCUGAUGGAGGAGCAGUGGAGGAGGGUCAAGGCAAGGUCUGUCCAGCAGGGGGAGUCAGCUCAGCCCUGUCCAAUAUGCAGGGAGGAGUUCCGCCUGAAGCCUCAGGUCUUGCUCUCCUGCUCCCAUGUUUUCCACAAAUCCUGUCUGCGCUCCUUUGAGAGGAUUUCUGGGAGGAAGUGCUGCCCCCUGUGUAGACGAGAACAGUACCAGACACGGCUGGGGCAAGGCGGCGCCCGGCUCUUCAGGACCCCCAGAAUCCAGGCGUGUUGGCGAGGUCACGUUGCCAGGAAGUCUUACAGACACGUUCGAAAAACGGUUUGGCCCAAAGACCAAGGACUACGACGAAAGUUCUUUGAAGCCAGGUUGCAGGAGUUGAACGACAGCUUGGUGCGACACUGUCCCACCGACACGGAGACUUUCCUGACUGAUAUCGACCGCUCGCUGUCGUGGAGCAGACGAGUGUUCCAGCAGCUGGAGAGAAGGAACGUCGGUGAGCCUCAGGACCCAGACUGGACCAGGAUUCAGAACCAGGUCAUCCACAGAGGACUGAGGGACUGUCCCAUCUGCCUGAUGCCACUCUGCAGCCAGGACAUCCCAUCAUGCACUGCUGUGCUGCUCUCCUGCUCUCACCUCUUCCAUCAGCUCUGUCUGGAGGCCUUCGAGUCGUUCACAGCAGACAGAAGACCCUCGUGCCCCCUCUGCAGAUCUGUCUACCACAAGAGACUCGUCUGACACAGGUACAACAGCGCCCUCUCCCCCCAGAAAGUUUUUCUUCAGUUGUUCCUGUCGCACUGAUUUCUAUUUUUCCCUUCAAUGAGAAUCAGUUUUAUGACAUUUGUAUAAAAUGAUCUUUGGAGUUUUGAAGCCUACCUGUGAAUGUGUUGAUAAAGCUCUGCAGCGCCCCCCUUGGUAGGGAGCCAAACCAAGUUAAUCAGGAUGUUGAUUUCAGUUUUUUGCCUGUUGGUCCACACAUGUUUUUAGUUUAUUAAAAAUAACCACACAACAAUCUAGCAAACUGAGAAAUUUAUUUUAAAAAAAUACAUUCACGACACAUGUACCAAAUAUUACAUGCAGACGCAGACGUAAGGACAGAACUAAAAGCUGCAUCAGAACGUUCACUGAACUUUGGAAACGUCGUCAAAUGUACGGUAAAAAAAAGCUGAAACCACAGACCACGUCAGCACCGCUGUCCUGGAAAUGUACAAAGAUUCACAGUAAACAUCUGUGGCUCUCACCAUGGUUCACCUUUAACAUCAACGUCAACUGAAACCAUUUGGUUUAAGUGUACAAACCAACAAAACAAUCUCAGGUCUGAAAAAUGGCUUCAGAAAUUCAAAUGGACGACAAGAGGAAACUAAAGAUUCCAAAUAUAAAUACUAUUAAAAAGCCUGUGAUCACAGCAUGGAAACACACCAACGUCUCCAGUUUGAUGAGAGCCACGCCCACUGUCACGCACCACGUCACUUCACCUGCUUCUAGAUGACACACUUGCUAUAUGUAUGUGUGUAUAUGUGUGUGUAUGUAUGUAUGUAUAUCACACAUGCUGGUCUGAGACAGCAUCAGUGCACACACACACACACACAUGCUGGUAAGUCCACCAACAGAGGACACAGCUCUAACGUUACACCUAUGUUUUUUAUAAGGCAUUUCAGGUGGUUCUGGAGACAGAGGUCAGAGGUCAAAGGACCCUGCAGCAGUAGAACCAGUUAGUGUUGGGCCUGAGUCGGGUCUUUGACUCAUCUUUUUCCUUUUUCGUGUGAAGACUGUGAAAUGUUUGCAUCAGAUUCAGGAGUUUUUGGAAAAAUACAAACAAAAAAAAUCCAUUUCCUCAGUGACAGUCGACGUUACAUCCACGGAACCUAAAAACCUUUCACAUUUAACAUCACAUCACUUUUUUUUAAUGAAGUUGUAAAAUGUUUGACCAAAUCAACGACCGGACCGUGAUAAACAGUGACCCCGAGUGGACGUCUCCUGCAGCGGUUUCAACAACAGCAAAAACCACUU